Molecule: messenger RNA, 900 nt
Organism: Rattus norvegicus (Norway rat)
Lineage: Eukaryota; Metazoa; Chordata; Mammalia; Rodentia; Muridae
Source: RefSeq, a predicted model, not a curated record
UGGUCCGGGGCGUCAGAGGGCGGGGUCUUGUGCGCGUGGCGGAACCUGCUAGUGGAGCGGAAGUGUGGCUCCGGAGUGAGCCUCGGAGUGUAGCAAUGGCACCUCCGGGAGGAAAGAUCAAUCGUCCUCGGACGGAGCUGAAAAAGAAGUUGUUCAAGCGCCGCAGGGUACUAAGCAGGGAUCGGCGACGGAAGCGCCUGGUGGUCGGGGCUGUGAUAGACGAAGGGCUGACUACGAAACACCACCUCAAGAAACGUGCAUCCAGUGCACGAGCCAACAUCACGCUCUCUGGGAAGAAGCGCAGGAAACUCUUGCAGCAGAUCCGACUUGCCCAGAAAGAAAAAGCAGCCAUGGAAGGUAAAUCUGGGGCACAGAGGUUCCACAAAAAGAAGUCUGGAUUUUACCUGAGUUUUAUCUUUUUUUUUUUUUUUUUUUUUGGUUCUAUUUUUCGGAGCAGGGGACCGAACCCAGGGCCUUGCGCUUCCUAGGCAAGCGCUCUACCACUGAGCUAAAUCCCCAACCCCAUGGGGAGUUUUAUCUUUAAUGCUUCCUUUUUCUUUUUGUUCAGUGGAAGUUCUCUCCACGUCAACCGGGACUAGUCAGCCAAAGCCCAAACGACAAAAGAAGACACAAGCUCCCCAGGACGUAGAUAUGGAAGAUCUUGAGGAUAAAAGAUAAAGUUCCUACCUCUUCUACCAGAAGAUUCUCAACAGCACCUACAAGGAUUUGGAGGACUUUGGAAAAAAAUAUCACCAUAUUUCAUUCUCCCAGACACCUCUUCUAUAAUGGACCCUUGAUCUCCCCUGGAGGUAUAUAUUGGGAUUGAAGAGGACAGAGAAAGACUGGAGAGGGCCCUCUCUAGCAGUUAACUCCUUUUGUAAUAAAGCUCUAGUGCUUUAA